This is a messenger RNA of Nanorana parkeri, 2850 nucleotides long. Its product is annotated as NACHT, LRR and PYD domains-containing protein 12-like. NCBI's taxonomy places the organism in Eukaryota, Metazoa, Chordata, Amphibia, Anura, Dicroglossidae. Gene Ontology annotation, cellular component: cytoplasm. The coding region runs from base 31 to 2850 and encodes 939 amino acids. The transcript is spliced from 10 exons. Gene Ontology annotation, biological process: positive regulation of inflammatory response. The record is from RefSeq and is a predicted model, not a curated record.
CAAAGGUCCUCAUGACCAGUUGCCUCACAGAUGGAGCAAACAUCAGAAGAAAAUGCUGAAGAUGACCUCCGGAGGUUCCGUCAGAAGCUCUCUGGAUAUGAAAUGCAUGAGCUGCGGAUCAUGUAUGAACAUUUCAAAAAGGACCUGGUCUACAUUGUCAAGAUUUUGAACACUCAGAGCUUGCUGGCAGAGCUGAAAUCCCGAAAGGCUCUAAAUUUAGAGGAUUACGAAUCAAUGAAAAGAGACCUCGGAGACUCUGCCUUCUCCGAGAAGUUGGUACAGGAUGUGUUGGACGCUGGAAGAGAAGCCGUGAUAAAAUUCUGGGAAUGUCUCUACAGUCUGCAGACCAAUCACCCUCAUCACAACUUACUCGCAGUACUUUCGGAAAUCCAACACGUUGAAAAACAACAGUUAUUGGAUGAAAAUGGACACUCACUGGAUCUGGAAAUACAAGAGGUCCAACAAAAGCACAAGGAAUAUCUGCUGAAGGAGACACAGAAUUUAAAGGAAAGUCAGCCACCGGGAACCACCCUGGAGAGUCAAAGUUUCCCCAUUUCAGAGCGUUAUGUGGAUCUGGUUGUCGUGUCCACAGAGAGUUUUAGACUCCGUACUCAGCAUGAGCUGAUAGAGAUCGGAGAAAAACAUGAAAGCUGCUUGUGUAAGACUCAAAGAGGACUGGAGCGCGUUUCUCCCAAGAGGCUCUUCCGCUGGUGCCACCAAAUAAAAGGUGUGCCAAAUGUCAUAAUGAUCAGCGGGGUACCAGGAGUAGGGAAGACCACCCUAAUGCAGAAGUUUGUCUGUGAUUGGGUGAAUGGAAAGCUCUAUCAGAGAUUUUCUUUUGUUUUCUUCUUCAAAUUCCGGGAGCUCAACCGGCUGAAAAAAGUCAGCUUGGAGGAGAUGAUCCUUCACCAGUAUCCUCAUCUAAAUGUUCAACUUGAAAACAUCUUAAAAAACCCAGAACAGCUUUUAUUUAUCUUUGAUGGCUUGGAUGAAAGCUGCCAUAAGAUGGACUCUGCGUCAAGUCCUCUGUACACCAACACAAGGGACAAGCGAGACCUUGGCGUGAUCCUGGUUAACUUGUUGAGGCAAACUCUUCUCAAGGGUUGCUCGGUGCUAUUGACCAGUAGACCAGCCAAAGUGGCCUCCAUUGAUGCUGACAAUUUUCAGCUAAUUUGUGAGGUCAUGGGAUUUUUCCAUGAGGAACGAAAGAUGUACUUUGUCCAGUAUUUUGGAGACAACGCUCUGUCUGAACAGGCUUUUGGUCACGUGAGGGACAAUGAAGCUCUGUAUACUUUCUGUUACAUCCCCUCAUACUGCUGGAUCAUCUGCAAAGUGUUAUCGAUGUGCUUCCAAUCCCCACAAACAAAUUGCAAUCGGUUGGAAUUACUGCCAAAAACAGUGACGCAACUCUUUGUGAUUUUCAUUAGCAACAUUCUAACCCAUCAUUCCCAGAAGGCAGAGUGGGAGGAAGACCACAAACUCUUACUGGCUGUUGGAUGGUUGGCAGAGUAUGGGGUGAUGAACCAUGUUAUUGUGUUCGAAAAACGAGACCUGAUAUCUUUUAUGGUGGACUCGUCGUUGCAUCUCUUUACAUCUUUUAUGAUGAAAUCCAGUCAACCUUCCUAUGUGAACUAUUCCUUCUUACAUCUUACCAUUCAGGAGUUCAUGGCGGCUUUGGUCCAUCAUGUUGACUAUGCACCUGGAAAAUUACAGCAAGCGCUUGACAAAGCCAAAUCAUUUCAAGAUGGGCGUGCUGAAAUAUUUCUUAGUUUCCUUUUUGGCCUGUCUGAUGGUUCCACCAAGGCUCCUCUAAAAGGUUCACCUCUCAAUUUCUCCACUGAAGCUUCCAAAGACGUCAUCACCUGGCUCGGAAAACUCUCUUCACUAGUCAAGAAGACGACAAAGAACGCUCAGGAAAGGAAGGAGACUUUAAAUAUUUUCAACUACCUCUUUGAAUCUCGAAACAAAGCACUGGUGUCAGAACUUCUUGGCCAAAACCUGACACUUGAUUUCUCAAGAUUCAACCUGAGCCCCCUCGACUGCACGGUGUUGGCUUUCAUUUUAAAAUCAUGCCAGGAAUCCAAAUGCCUCGAUCUAGAGAAAUGUUACCUUGAAUCGGAAUGCUGGGAGAGGCUUUCCCCAGGUCUUCAUACGGUGCACACACUUCGAUUACAUUUGAACGCACUGAAGGAUGAAGACAUUCACUUUAUAACUAAUCCGCUCACUCACCCUGACUGCAAAAUCCAGAAUCUCAGCUUGACUAAUAAUGACCUGACCAGUCUUUGCUGCCCGUCCUUGGCAUCUGGUAUCUGUGGAAACCUUUCCCUGACAUCACUGGACCUGACUUCCAACAAUCUGACGGGUACUCACUUCAGUAUCCUGAUCGACGUCCUGUCCAGCCGCACGUGUAUGGUGAAGCACCUUGUGCUUUGUGCCGCCCAACUGACACAUGACGACUCCCAGUGUCUGGUGUCACUGAGCAACAACCCGAAACUUGAGUACCUAAAUGUCAGCCACAAUCACAUCACCGAUGCUGGUUCCGGACACAUAAGGGACCUCAUAGAGAAGUCCUCCAGCCUGAAAGAGAUCAGGGUUGCCGCCAAUGGAUUUUCAGAAGACGUCAUCAAGAAGCUGGAGAGCCUUAAAAACAGCCGUCAGGAUCUUAUACUGCUGCAGCUUCCUGACCCCUCAUCUGAACUCCUGGUUAUUGACCCCUUGGCCUGUCCUCCCGCUAUUGAUCCUCGACUCGGACUAAACCUUGACUACGCCUUUGUGCCUCGCUUUCGGACCUAUUGCCCGUUUCCUGCCAGUGGGUUCCACUUCACGGCUCAAGCCGGCGAUACCUUCUGA